AUGGCGUACAAUAUCCCAGAUAACUACUCGAAUUCUACACUUACAAAUUUAACCAACUUGACAGAAACCCCAUCCUUUGAUCCACUUCGCACUGGGUUACAGAUAUUUGCAAAGAACGCGAACCGUUACAUCUUACCUGUCAUCAUUGGAAUUGGUUUUAUCGGAAACGUUAUUUCCUUCCUGGUGUUCCGCUUCACUGCUCUCAAGAAGAUAUCUACUUCCGUUUAUCUUGCGGCCUUGGCGUUCUCGGACACAGGUUUUCUUCUCUGUGUAUGGAUAGUGUGGUUCGAUAACAUGAACAUGCAUUUCUUCCACACUACAGGGGUGUGUCAGAUCGUAGUCUAUCUGACGUUUGUUUUCAGUUUCACGUCCGUCUGGUUUGUAAACGCAUUCACGAUGGAGAUGUACAUCUCUGUUUUCCAUCCCUCCAAGGCAGCAAAGGUUUGUCGUCCAGUGUAUGCUAGAAUCGUAGUCGUUUGUAUCUCCACAUUUGCUGGUAUUUUCUAUGCGUUCUCACUGUGGACUGCAAGCGUAGUGCAGUACAAGGGUGUUAAGAAAUGUCUCUUCAUGCAGGAUCCAAAAACAACGAUGAUUUUGUCCAUUCUGGACACUUUCCUUACUCUUCUGAUUCCUUUCCUGAUGAUCAUCUUCAUGAUCACCCGGCUUCUUGUUGACGUUUCCAGUCUGUACAAGAGACAAACCAACUCCAACGGAAACAGCCCCUCCGACAUGGGAAUCGACAGUACUACAGCCGAAGAGCCGCUGUCCAACGAGGAGUCUCCAACCAGAAAUCAAGCAAACGACGCUCAAGGAAAUCGCGCUCAGUCCAAAUUAAAGCAGAUGUUGUUGGUGGUCGUCAUGGUAUUCCUCGUGAUGAAUCUACCGAGUCACGCAAUUCGGGUCCAAUCUUUUGUCAGAUCCCUUGUCGAUCAUACUUACCGCACAGACGCCACCGAGGCACUGUGGCAACAGUUAUUCCAGAUUCUCUACUACCUGAAUUUCGGCGUCAACUUCAUUCUUUACAGUUUGUGCGCCAAAAGUUUCCGUGUUUGUCUGAUGCGACUUCCGUCCGAGCUCUGUCAGACAAACUGCCGAUGCAUUCGUGUCAAGUGGACACGGCUUAUCAGUGUCUUCACCAAGAGUAAGGACAUGGAUGAAAACGAGAGGCGGGCACUGGAACAUUCCCGCCUGGUAGACAUUCAUCUCUCCGCAAUGCAUCUCUCUCAGAUCCCAUCAUUCGACAGUGAAUACGUCUGCAAAUCUCCCCCGUGCCUGUUGAGUCCUGACAGUACCGCUGUGUAA
Ostrea edulis (European flat oyster) is the source of this 1302-nucleotide messenger RNA. Its product is annotated as thyrotropin-releasing hormone receptor-like. Gene Ontology annotation, biological process: G protein-coupled receptor signaling pathway. The transcript has a single exon. Gene Ontology annotation, cellular component: plasma membrane. Gene Ontology annotation, molecular function: G protein-coupled receptor activity. The record is from RefSeq and is a predicted model, not a curated record. Lineage: Eukaryota; Metazoa; Mollusca; Bivalvia; Ostreida; Ostreidae. The coding region runs from base 1 to 1302 and encodes 433 amino acids.